Messenger RNA from Fraxinus pennsylvanica, 609 nucleotides. The record is from the annotation of a GenBank genome assembly. NCBI's taxonomy places the organism in Eukaryota, Viridiplantae, Streptophyta, Magnoliopsida, Lamiales, Oleaceae.
AUGGCUCCACAGAUAUACACUUCCCUGGUUCUAAUAUUGUUUGCAGGUUUUACAUAUGGUUAUCAAUUGAAUGUAGGAGGUAAAGAUGGUUGGGUAGUAAACCCUUCUGAGAGUUACACUCACUGGGCUCAAAGAUUGAGAUUUCGAGUUAACGAUACCCUCUUGUUCAAAUACGAGAAAGGAAUGGAUUCGGUGCUGGAAGUGAAUAAAGAAGAUUUUGACAACUGCAACACCAAUAAUCCAGAGAUGAAAAUGGAAGAUGGCGUUUCGAUCUUCAAAUUUGAUCGAUCAGGGCCUUUCUAUUUCAUCACGGGGAACAAAACCAACUGCUAUAGAGGUCAAAAGCUUAUCAUUGUUGUCUUGGCUGUGAGAAUGCCACCACAUGCUCAGCCACCCUACACCACCCAUGUUCCUUCACCAUCUCCGGCCGAACCACCUGUCAACGCCCCAGCACUGGCUCCAGACACCGUUGUCGCCCAUCCACCCGUUGCAUCGCCGCCACAUCAUUCAUUUGCUUCACCACCAGCAUUUACUCCAUCAGUUGUACUGGUGUCAACAGCUUCACUUGUCUUAAGCCUGGGUUUUGGUGGAUUUAUUGUCUCCUCUUAA